This is a messenger RNA of Sciurus carolinensis (gray squirrel), 1942 nucleotides long. It is a transcript of the gene Ctsd, whose product is annotated as cathepsin D. The coding region runs from base 92 to 1324 and encodes 410 amino acids. Gene Ontology annotation, biological process: proteolysis. Lineage: Eukaryota; Metazoa; Chordata; Mammalia; Rodentia; Sciuridae. The record is from RefSeq and is a predicted model, not a curated record. Gene Ontology annotation, molecular function: aspartic-type endopeptidase activity. Gene Ontology annotation, cellular component: lysosome. The transcript has 9 exons.
CGGUCAGCUGACUCGCCGGACUGCGCCGUCAUCCCAGCUAUAAGCGCGCGACCUCUGGGACUCGGCUCGGCUCCCACCCGGCUCUGCAGCCAUGCAGCCCCCCAGCCUCCUGCUGCUCGCGCUCGGUCUGCUGGCCGCGUCCGCCUCGGCGCUCGUCAGAAUUCCCCUGUACAAGUUCACGUCCAUCCGCCGGACCAUGACGGAGGCGGGGGGCCCGGUGGAAGGCCUGGUUGCUCAGGGCCCCAUCACCAAGUACUCCCUGCAGUCUGCGGCUGGGACCCAGAGCCCGGUUCCCGAGAUCCUCAAGAACUACAUGGACGCGCAGUACUACGGGGAGAUUGGCAUCGGGACCCCCCCACAGUGCUUCACAGUCGUCUUUGACACCGGCUCCUCUAACCUGUGGGUCCCCUCCAUCCACUGCAAGCUGCUGGACCUUGCCUGCUGGAUCCACCACAAGUAUAACAGCGGCAAGUCCAGCACCUACGUGAAGAACGGCACGUCCUUCGACAUCCACUACGGCUCGGGCAGCCUCUCCGGGUACCUGAGCCAGGACACCGUGUCGGUGCCCUGCAGUUCAGGUCCGCCAGCCCCAGGAGGCAUCCAAGUAGAGAGGCAGAUCUUCGGGGAGGCCACCAAGCAGCCUGGCGUCACCUUCAUCGCGGCCAAGUUCGAUGGCAUCCUGGGCAUGGCUUACCCCUGCAUCUCCGUCAACAACGUCCUGCCCGUCUUCGACAACCUCAUGGAGCAGAAGCUGGUGGAAAAGAAUGUCUUCUCCUUCUACCUGAACAGGGACCCCAGUGGGCAGCCCGGAGGGGAGCUGAUGCUGGGUGGCAUCGACUCCAAGUACUACAAGGGGUCCCUCACCUACCUCAACGUCACCCGGAAGGCCUACUGGCAGGUGCACAUGGACCAGCUGGAGGUGGCCAACGGGCUGACCCUGUGCAAGGAGGGCUGCGAGGCCAUUGUGGACACGGGCACCUCGCUCCUGGUGGGCCCCGUGGACGAGGUGAAGGAGCUGCAGAAGGCCAUUGGGGCUGUGCCACUGAUCCAGGGCGAGUACAUCAUUCCAUGUGAGAAGGUGUCCGGCCUGCCGCCCGUCUCCCUGCGGCUGGGGGGCAGAGAUUACACCCUCUCCCCCGAGGACUACACACUCAAGGUGUCGCAGGGCGGGAAGACAAUCUGCCUGAGCGGUUUCAUGGGCAUGGACAUCCCGCCGCCCAGCGGGCCACUCUGGAUCCUGGGCGACGUCUUCAUCGGCCGCUACUACACCGUGUUCGACAGGGACAACAACAGGGUGGGCUUUGCCGAGGCCGCCACGCUUUAGCCUGGCCCCUGCCCACCAGCAGAGCCAUGGACCCGAGUCCAGGAGGCAGCCGGCCGGCCCUCAGCACUCGGCCCUGCCCACUCACACACACUCACUCACCGCUGCGGCCCGGCCUUCGCUGGUCUCUCGUCCUAUGGCUUCCCUCCCUGGGUCAGCAGCGCUGCCAGUCUCUCCCAGGAGGGCAGAUGCCAGGCCUAGGCGGGGAUCUGUCUCACCCCUUGGAAGACCCAGCCUGGGCUUGGUGGCCGCCAGGUUUGAGUGUCCCGGGAGUCCCUCCCCUCACCCUGCCGGUCUGAGUCCCUGCCCAAGACAGACUGUCCUCAAGGGCUCUCCUCUGGAAACCUGCCCUGCCGGAGUCCCCUCCACUCAGCCUGGGCCUUGCCCGUUCUGUCGCCCUCGCCUGACGGAGUGUCCUGGCUGCUGAGGCCUGAAGACACGCAGAAGGAACAAGAAGACAGGCAGUCCUUAUGGGCCUGACCCACCCAGGUGGCCUGUAUUGGCCUGAGUCAAGGGCCAGGGUGUCUGGGGCCAUGCUGGCCUUCCUCUGGUGACCUCUGCUGCCCUCUUCCUGGGUGGCUGAGAGCCACAGCUGAUAAGAAAAUAUAGUUGUUGGGCCUA